Molecule: messenger RNA, 1418 nt
Organism: Helianthus annuus (common sunflower)
Lineage: Eukaryota; Viridiplantae; Streptophyta; Magnoliopsida; Asterales; Asteraceae
Product: alcohol dehydrogenase 1
Exons: 7
Coding region: 74-1213 (379 amino acids)
Biological process (GO): formaldehyde catabolic process
Cellular component (GO): cytosol
Molecular function (GO): S-(hydroxymethyl)glutathione dehydrogenase [NAD(P)+] activity; zinc ion binding
Source: RefSeq, a predicted model, not a curated record
ACAAAGUUUGCUAUAAAUUGAUAACCUGAAGUAACUUGAAUCCUCAUAUCUUGAAUCAGACAAUUCAACUAACAUGGCACAAAAUGCUCCAGGAGUUAUCACAUGCAAAGCUGCGGUGAUACGGCAGGUAGGUGGGCAUGUGACAGUGGAGGAGAUAAAGGUCGAGCCACCACAAACGGGGGAAGUUAGGAUCAAGAUGUUGUGUGCCAGCAUUUGUCAUACUGAUGUCUUAGCUUGCAAGGGAUUCCCCAUUCCGUUGUUUCCUCGUGUUCCUGGACAUGAAGGCGUUGGGAUGAUAGAGAGCGUAGGGAAAGACGCGGGUGGAGGGUUGAAACCGGGAGACAUAGUGAUGCCGCUCUACCUGGGUGAAUGCGGAGAAUGCUUGAACUGUAAAACUGGAAAGACAAACCUGUGUCAUACAUACCCUCCACCAUUCAGUGGGCUCAUGAAUGAUGGCACUUCUAGGAUGUCUAUUGCUAAAACCGGUGAACGUUUAUACCACUUUACUAGUUGUUCGACAUGGUCAGAGUAUGCAGUCGUCGACUUCAACUAUGUGCUAAAGUUGGACCCCAAGAUGCCUCUCCCCCAUGCUAGUUUUCUUUCAUGUGGCUUCACCACUGGCUUUGGUGCUCCAUCAAGAGAAGCCCAAGUACAUAAGGGUUCAACUGUUGCGGUUUUUGGCCUUGGCACUGUUGGUCUAGGGGUGAUAAAUGGAUCAAAAAUGCAAGGAGCAUCGAAGAUAAUAGGAGUUGAUAUAAACAACAAAAAGGAGGCAAAAGGAAAACUAUUUGGGAUGACUGAUUUCAUAAAUCCGAAAGACCAUCCUAAUAAAUCAACCUCCGAAUUGGUGAAAGAUAUCACUCAUGGGUUGGGUGUCGACUACUGUUUUGAGUGCACUGGUGUGCCAUCCUUGUUAAACGAAGCUCUUGAUGCCUCCAAAUUUGGAAUAGGUACAGUGGUACCCAUAGGAGCCGGAGGAGGGCCUAAUGUGGCCAUUAAUAGCUUAACACUCUUUAGUGGUCGGACAUUGAAGUUCACAAGCUUCGGGGGCGUCAGAACCCGUUCGGAUCUUCCCAUCAUACUCCAAAAAUGUUUGAAUAAGGAGAUACAGCUUGAUGAGCUUUUGACUCAUGAGAUACACUUGGACAAUAUACAAGAAGCAUUUGAGAUAUUGAAGAAGCCUGAUUGCCUCAAGAUUCUCAUCAACUUUUAAGUAAUGUGAUUUGAAGAAUAAUGCCGGAUGGAAAAUAUGAAAUUUAAGUUCAUGUUAAAUAAAAACCCAUAUCGAUGGUUGUCCCUCGUAUAGGUUAAAAAGCAUCAUGUUUUUAAGUGUAAUGUUUUUGGAUACAACUAUUAUAUGUUUUAAAAUGAUCAUUUUCAUGAGUUUGUUAGAUCAAAACAAAUUCCCUUCAUAGACA